GCAACCUUACGACCUGCGACAAGCUUCGAAAUAUUGAAAUUCUUUUGCUAUGAUCGCUGCGAUUUAGCUCGAGUUUCAUUCCGCAUUCACUUAUCCCACUAGAGGGGGCAGCAGUUGUUCUUGCUUCUGUCAAUAUUUGCAGUCCAUACUUAUUGUAGCGUUUUGUUUGACUUUAUGAGGGUCUGAAACACCGUGGUGUUGUGUUUUGGCGCGCGAUUUGGAGAUAUUAAGUUCGUCGCAGAAUCACGAUCUUGCACGACUAGACUCAACAUGCCAUCAGAAAAUAUCCAGGUUGCCGUGUUUGUGAGACCGUUCACCGAGAGGGAACUAACAGAGGAAAGCGUCUGUAUAGUAGAGGGUGAAGAUGGUCAAGUAAAGGUCGACAACUCAGAAAAUUCACGAGCAAAAGUUUUCAACUUCGAUCACACGUAUUGGUCCGUCGACCAAGCAAGCGAUUCUUAUAUCCCGCGAGCAAAGGGUAUUGAAGAGCUUGGAGAUUCUUUAUUAUCCUCAGCAUUUGAGGGUUACAAUGUGUGCGCCUUCUCCUACGGUGCUAGCAAUAGUGGGAAGACAUGUGUCAUGUUCGGAACAAAUGACAACCCAGGGCUUAUCCCUUGGAUAUGUAACGAGCUGUUCACCUCUGCAGCGAGUUACUCAGAUGACACAUCAUUCAGGAUGGAAAUCAGUUUUCUUGAAAUUCACAAAGAAUUUGUCAAAGAUUUGCUCGGCAGAAGAAGAAACUGGCAAGAUUCUUUACGAGUCAGGGAACACCCUGAGUUUGGUACCAGAGUUGAUAAACUUACAAAGCAUAUUGUCACUGAGGUCACAGAAGUACUCAACUUAAUUGAGAAAGGCAAGAAAAACAGAUCUGUGUGUUCCCGUUCAUCAGAUAACUUCUUCAGCAGCUCACACACAAUUUUCACGAUAAAGUUUACACAGGCGCGACUGGAGGACGGGAUGCCGUGCGAGAAGAUCAGCACAAUUCAGCUGGUGGAUUUGGCGGGAAACAAGAGCAUUCACGCGGAGUGCUCAAGCAACGAAGCAGGAGAAGAUUUGGAGGCCCCCUCGAGUUCCUCAGGCAAACCCGAUCAGUCAUUACUUACACUCGACCAGGUUAUCUCAGCUCUCGCUAGCAAGAAUACUUCACCAAGACUCAGCGUCCCUCCUCCUUAUACAGACUCGGCGCUGACGUUAAUCUUGAAAGACUGUUUUGGCGGGAAUUGCCGAACUAUCAUGGUGGCAGCGGUCUCCCCCUCGAGCACGAGCCUGCACGAAACAUUGAGCACGUUGCGGUACGCAAAUCAAGUCAAGAAGGUCGUCAAUUAUCCCAGUAUUAACGAGGAUGGAAACGUGAAGUUAAUAAAAGAACUAAAAGUGGAAAUUCAGGGACUCAAGACCAUGAUGAAGGAGGGCCAAACACAAGUAAAUGGAGAUACAGAAAAAACGGCGCGAAAACUGCAAGAGAACGAAGACCUUAUGAAGCGUUUGACAGGCAUUUGGGAAGACAAGUGGAGCAGAACGCAGAAAAUCAUUGAGGAGCGUGCCCUGGAGGUUACCGAACUCGGAUCAGCACUCAAGUUCGAGACUGAAGAGCCGCACUUUGUCAGCUUGGGAGGUGGACGGCUGAGUAUCGGAGUGACGAUAUGCCCAAUAAAACGAGGCAAGACAGUCAUAGGUGUAUCGACUGAUGCCGUUAAACCAGACAUCGAGCUACGAGGACGAGGAAUCGAGAGUGAGCAUUGUACGGUGGAGUUCAAUGGGGAGGCUGUGGUGCUUCACCCUAAGGCACCGCUCUGCUCAGUCGACGGGAUCCCUAUAUCUGAGCCAACCAAACUACCACAGGGCUGCAUGCUAUGUCUGGGCAAAUCCAAUUAUUUUCGCUUCAAUCACCCAAAGGAGGCGAAGAGAAUUCGAGAAGCUAAUCCUGGGAACAGAUUCUCCAUAGUUCCCGAUGGUUACUAUCCAGAUGUCGAGCUUGCCGUAGAGCAAUACAAACGCGAUAAAAAGGAACGAGAAAGGCUCAAAAAAGAAAACGACCGACUCCAUGCUAUAGAACACGAGUACAAAGACGCCGUGCAGAGAAUAGAAAACGAGAAAGUCCAACUCGAGGACGAACGUAACCAGCUCCUUGAGCUUGAAAAGCUUCAGCGAGACGCUGCUAUGCAUUUCGAGGAAGAAAUCGCCAUUCAGAUCAAAGAACUGGAGCGCCAAAAAGAGGAACUUCGGUUGUUUGAAGAAGAAAGAAAGAAACUGGAAGUGUACGAAGGCAAGUUUGAAGCUGAUAUCAGGAAAAAAGAGGAGGAAAGAGCUCUUCAACAAAAAAGAAGACAAGAAGCGUACGAGAGGCUAGAGAGAAGAAAAGCACAGCUGGAGAGUAUUGAAGAGGAAGACAUGGAACGAGUCGCCGCAGAACUAGAGAUUGAGGAAGAGAGACAAAGACUGGCCUUACAAGAGAUAGACUGCCUCGUGGAAGAGGUCAGCGGACACGAGAGAGUCCAAGAGGACAAAGUCUUACUCGAGGAAGAGAGAAUGAAACUUGAAGAAAUGAAGGAACGACAAAACGAGGUCGUCAGGCAACUUGAGGACGAGUUAAACGCACAGAUAGCCAUGCUGAAAGAAGAGCGAAGACGAGAGAAUGAGAAAAUCGAGAAAGAGAAGGAGAGAAUUAAGAUAAUGGAAAGUGAACACUCGAAAGCUCUAGAGUUGAUUGAGCUAGAGAGAAUUCGGCUUGAGGAGGAAAGGCGAGAGGAGAAACGACGUAUUGAAGAAGAGAGAGCGCGGAUAGACGAGGCAGAGAAGGAACGAUUUGAGGCUUUAGAGAAGGUUGCCAAGGAGCAAGAGCAGGAAAAACACAUGAUCGAGAAGGAGAAGGAGAGGUUACUGGAGCUCGAGAGAAAACAUGCAAAUGCGAUGAAGGAGUUAGAAGACACUAUGAUAUCCAAGCAAGAGAAGAUCGAACGCGAGCGACAAAUAGAAUUUGAGUUUUUCGAGACAGAACAACUUCUACUGGAAGAGCUUGAGCAGAAACAAAGAGAGGCCGCGGAGCAGCUUGAACAAGAACGCAAAGCGAUGCAAGAAAUUAUCGAGAAGGAGCGAGAAGAGGAGAGAUUAAAACUCGAUAAGGAACAUCAGCGGAUGGAAGAACAACAGCGACAGCAGCAGGAGGCGCUAAAACAAGCCGAGGAGGAAAGAGCAAGAUUAAGAGAACAGUUGAUAAGAGAACGUGAAGUCAUGCAGAGAGAGAAGUCACGAUUGAUGAAGUUACAGCAGGACUAUAAACAGAUACGCAGUAAAAGCCCAGAAGGGCCUGAUUUAGUGUUGACAUUGACAAACUUGAAUUUGGCGCAGGUUGCGAAGGACUUGUCACCUGCGGAACGUAGGAAACGUUUGGAGGAGGAGAAACGCCGGUUGUUGGAACUUAAAAAGGAGGCAGAUAAUUUACUGGUUAAGACCAAGAAACAGCAAAACGGUAAUCGGUCGAGUACUGGAUCAAGUAGUUCGUCUUCCUCGUCAUCCUCAGAAGACUCGUCCAAAAAUAAAGAAAGCUGGAAAGUGAACGAGACAUCCGAAAACAAAGAACAGAGUGGAAAGGUUAUGGAAGAGUUAGAGCACGAGAGGCAAAAGAGAAAAGAACUCGAAAAAUUGCUGGAAAAAGAAAGAGAAAAGAAACAAAACGGUGACACCCCCGAGGAUAAAGUCCAGGAACUUGAGAAAGCUUUGUGGUUGGAGCGAACGAGGCGACAAGAAAUGGAACGAGCACUUCACGAGAAGCAGAAACAGGAUGAACUGGACCGACUUGCUGCUGAGGAGAAAAGUCGGAAAAAGGCGAUGACGGACCGAGCUAUCCACGACAGAUUACCGCAACAGGUAAAGUCACCACCAAAAGACGACAUGAAUCUGGCACAGCACAUUGUAUCUGUUGGACAUAUCCUGGAAAACUGUCCCUCGGUCAAAGUAACCCCAACACUGUGCAAAGGUUACCUCACUAAAAUGGGCGGCAAAAUUAGGAAGACCUGGAAAAAGCGCUGGUUCGUGUUUGACAGACAGCGCAAGGCGUUACUAUACUUUCACGAUGAACAUAAAAAGGACCCUAAAGGCAUUAUAUAUUUCCAAGCAAUAGAAGAUGUUUAUGCUGCUAGCUGGUGCUCAAAUAAAGGGCCAUCUCCCAGGACAACUUUCUGUGUUAAGACUCCACAGAAGUCCUAUUUCAUAGCUGCACCGAGUGGCCUAGCCAUGAGUAUCUGGAUUGAUGUUAUAUUAACAGGAAGAGAAGGAGGGUUUUACAACUAUUAGGUCUAAGUAGUCAUAUUAUACUUACAGAUACAUAAGGAUGAACCAUACUUAGAAUAACUGCUGGCCAGAAAGUAUGUAGAUUUUAAUUAUAUAAAAAAGUUUUAAGGAUAUCUUCUUUUAGGGGUUACACUCUAUAUUUGCAUGUCUGUACAGGGGAUCUCAAAUUAUAUCUUAUGUUUCAUAAAUGAGGCUCAGUUUAUGCAACAUUUUUAAUGGAAAAUAGUUUUUCUGUACAUAUUUUGUCACACACUUCUUGCCUGAUUAUCAGAUGAUUCUAUAUUUCUGGAUAGAUGCGAUCAAAAAUUAUUUAUCAUGAAGUCCCUAGAAUACAUUUUGUAGGUGAAAAAUGAUAACCUUUUAUUGAUUUGACACAAGAACCCAUUCACGUGUACAUCAUGUGACAAUCAGACUUACCAAUGAAAGUCUACCUGUGAAUUUGGAUGGCAAAAUAAAUUAGAAAUGUAAAUUGGUUUUUCAACCAAUUAGUGGAAAAAAAUAUAAAAAGAUAGCCACACAUUCAUUCGACUACAUACUUUAUUUUAUUUUUACUUUAUUUGACUCAGGUAAAAAAAUCAUUUUUCAAGUAAAUCAUGUACAUAGGGCUUUUCCCAAGGAAAGCCUUUUAUGUGACAGUUGGUAUAAAAACAACUCUUGCUAUUUUAUAUAGAUGAUGCAACUUUAUAUAGUAUUUAUAUAAAUGGCAAAUAUAUCUAUGCAUUUUGUAAGAAAAUGUAGAAAAAUUGUAAAGGGUUACAUAUAUAAAGCAUUUUAUAAAAUAAAAUACCAUGUUAAAGAAAAAA
Messenger RNA from Nematostella vectensis (starlet sea anemone), 5093 nucleotides. Its product is annotated as kinesin-like protein KIF16B. Gene Ontology annotation, molecular function: microtubule binding; ATP binding; microtubule motor activity. The record is from RefSeq and is a predicted model, not a curated record. Bases 271 to 4293 code for a protein of 1340 amino acids. Gene Ontology annotation, biological process: microtubule-based movement. NCBI's taxonomy places the organism in Eukaryota, Metazoa, Cnidaria, Anthozoa, Actiniaria, Edwardsiidae. The transcript is spliced from 18 exons.